AUGAAGAUGAAGAUGAAGAUGUGGGCUCUCCUGCUGCUGCUCCUCACACACACCUCAGGAGCUGAAGACAUCUCCACAGUCAGUAAAGUUAGCGUUGGCGAACAUCAGAACAUCACCAUCCCGUGUGUGUACGCUAAGGAGUUGGUGGGAUUCAGGAAGUACGUGUCUUCUGGAGACUUGUGGCUGUUCAGUGGGACUGUGUCCAGCAGACGUGUGUGUGUUGUGGAGCACAGAGAGCAGCAUUUCUUCACACUGACCCUAUCGGAUGCUAGAUCUGCAGACUCGGGGAGAUACUGGUGCGCUGUGGAGAAAUACGGGCCCGAUCUGCACGCUGGAUUCGACAUCACUGUUACUGAAGGCCCGUCAGCUCUGCAUGUGUCCAGUCAGAGUGUGUCCGUGUCUGAAGGGUCCGACGUGACUCUUCUGUGCACCGGAGCUUCACACUGGUGCAGCGUUGGAGGAUCCUGUGUGGAGAAACACAGAGGAACGCUGAAUAAAGCAGACGUGACCCUCAGCAGAACAGCAGGAGUUCUGAACGUCACCAUGAAGAGCCUGCAGACCACACACAGCGGCUGGUAUUACUGCACAGACCAGAACACGCAGAUACCGGUUCAGAUCACAGUGAAGAAGAACGACCCAGCAGGAGAAUACAACAACACUGAGCACAGCUGGAGUGGAGAAGCGGUGGGCUCUUCUGCUGCUGUGUGUGUGUGUGUGGCUCUGCUGCUGCUGAUCUGCGGAGUCUGUACACUGACCAGAGUCAGGAGACACACACGACACACAGCUGACAGUGCAGAUCCUCCUGAAGGCACACAGCAGAUCCUCAUCAGCAGUAUUACAGAAAAAAGGACAAACAAAGCAGCUGAGUCUGACCUCUAUGUGUGUAUGUCUGGUGUUCAUCUAAAGCAGCAGGAGAAUGGGCACAACACUGAGGACACAUCUGAAAACCUGUAUGAGAUCAUGUCUGAAAUAAAACAGAGCGAUCAGGCAGGGGGAAAAGCAAAGAGUCAACAUGAAACACCCAUGACUGGGAUUACACAAAACAUUCAGGUGGUCAAGACGUGA
Messenger RNA from Danio aesculapii, 1065 nucleotides. RefSeq lists its product as uncharacterized. The transcript is spliced from 9 exons. The coding region runs from base 1 to 1065 and encodes 354 amino acids. Lineage: Eukaryota; Metazoa; Chordata; Actinopteri; Cypriniformes; Danionidae. The record is from RefSeq and is a predicted model, not a curated record.